This is a messenger RNA of Amaranthus tricolor (Joseph's coat), 3460 nucleotides long. RefSeq names its product RNA polymerase II C-terminal domain phosphatase-like 2. The record is from RefSeq and is a predicted model, not a curated record. NCBI's taxonomy places the organism in Eukaryota, Viridiplantae, Streptophyta, Magnoliopsida, Caryophyllales, Amaranthaceae. Bases 581 to 3049 code for a protein of 822 amino acids. Gene Ontology annotation, molecular function: RNA polymerase II CTD heptapeptide repeat phosphatase activity. The transcript has 16 exons.
AUUGAUUCCUUGCCCAUUAUUGUAUGAACCGUUAACAUGGCUUGGUUAAUUUACAAAAUGUUUUUUGACUACUUGUAAUUUAGCAUGAAUACUAUGUUUACGUAAAGGAAUUCCUUUUACAAUUGAUGUUCUAGAUUAAGAUGAUGACGAAGGAGAAUACAUGUUAAAUAUCAAAUUACUUUAGAGAUUAAAAUGAAAAUGGAAAAAAAAAUUUAGAUGUUGGAAGAAGUAAAUAAAUUGGAACAGCAAAGUGAGCAAAAGAUGAAGAAGAGGCUGCUGAAAAAAGGCUGUCUAAAUACCCAUUAAAAUGAUGAAGAAAUGGAAAUUUACCGUUUCUCUAGGUAAAGAACAGGUCAGGAGGAGGAAGGCGAUAAAACGAAAAUGGUGGUUUAAGGAUUGGUUAUAAAUUUCAGUCAUUCAACAAUUAAACUUGAUUUGAAGUUGGAACUCAAGGCAAGAAGAAUCGCAGAACGACAACAAAGAAGCCAUUGAAACUCGAGCUUUUACCAUCCACUAAUGGAGAACUGAAUGAGUUGUAUGUGAAUCUCCUUAUUUCAAAUCCAAAUAUUCCCAAGCCAAUAUGAGCAAAUUAGGGUCUUCCAAAUUGGCGGUUUUUAAUGGUGAAACAUGUUUAGGAGAAUUGGAAUCCAUACCCAUUGCAAAAGAAUCUAAACUUCAAUUCCCUAAUAAUGAAAUUCGAAUUCAUCAUAUUUCUCAAUCUAAUGAACGUUGUCAUCCUCUCUCUCUUCUUCAUACUAUCUCUCCUUUCUCUCUUUUAUGUAAACUUGAGCCUUCGGAUCAGCAACAACCACAACCUAAUCUCCUUAACCUCCAUGCAUCUUGUUUCUAUGAGCUUAAAACUGCUGUUGUUUUGCUUAACAAUGAGGAGAUUCAUCUUGUUGCUAUGCCCAGUAAGCAAAAAAAGUUUCCUUGUUUCUGGGUUUAUGCUGUUCCUGUUGGACUUUAUGUUUCUUGUUUAGGGAUGUUGAAUUUGCGUUGUUUGUCAAUUGUUUUCGAUCUUGAUGAAACCCUUAUUGUUGCUAAUACUAUGAAGUCCUUUGAGGAUCGGAUUGAUGCCCUUAAGGGUUGGAUUUCAAGGGAGAUUGAUCCUGUUAGGGUUUCGGGAAUGAAUUCAGAGUUGAAGAGGUAUGUUGAUGAUAGGGCGUUGCUGAAGCAGUAUGCUGAAAAUGAUUGUGUUGUGGAUGGUGGGAAGGUGUUCAAGGCUCAAUUUGAGGAGGUUACUCCAUUGUCUGAUAAUUAUGGAACUGUUGUUCGCCCUGUUGUUCGCCUGCCGGAUAAGAAUCUUGUGCUGACUCGAAUUAAUCCUGAGAACCGUGAUACUAGCGUUCUUGUGAGGUUACGACCUGCUUGGGAUGAGUUGAGAAGUUACUUGACUGCAAAGGGACGCAAAAGAUUUGAAGUAUUUGUCUGUACCAUGGCUGAGAGAGACUAUGCUUUGGAGAUGUGGAGGCUUCUUGACCCAGAGGCAAACCUAAUAAAUUCAAAGCAACUCCUGAACCGUGUUGUCUGUGUGAAAUCAGGAUCAAGAAAAUCUCUGCUGCAUGUAUUUCAAGAUGGCAUUUGUCAUCCUAAUAUGGCAAUGGUGAUUGAUGACCGGUUGAAGGUGUGGGAGGACAAGGAUCAACCACGUGUGCAUGUGGUUCCUGCAUUCACCCCAUAUUAUGCUCCCCAAGCUGAGACAGCAAAUGCUGUUGCCGUCUUAUGUGUAGCCAGAAAUGUUGCUUGCAAUGUCAGAGGUGGCUUUUUCAAAGAAUUUGAUGAGAACUUACUGAGGAAAAUCUUUGAACUAUCUUAUGAAGAUGAGAUGUCAAAUUUACCUUCUCCACCAGAUGUGAGCAAUUAUUUAAUUUCAGAGGACUCGGGAUUUGCACCAAAUGGAAGCGCAAGUGUACCUAUUACUGAAGUCAUAUCUGGUGCAGACGUUGACCAAAAACUAUCGCAGUUGGAUGAGAAAUUGGCCAUGGAUUCAGACACUAGUUCAACAACGAAUAUUCCAGACUUGAGAUCGGAAACACCUCAGCAAUCAAUCCCAUCUGUUCAGGGUGUAAAUCCUUUAAGGAUGACUAUUCCAUCACAGAAGGGUUUGCUUGGUGUACCGGCUAGAAGAGAUGUAAGAAAUCCAUCAGGUGAUCCGCCUAUUCUCACGUUACCUGCUCAAACAUCAGAACGUAGCUGGUCAGUGGAAGAUGCAAACAAGGGACUUUUGAAUAGUCGUGGAUUUGUGUCUGCACAAGAGCCUGAUAAGUCAAAAGCUGAUAAACAACGAUCUUAUUCAAAUUCGCUUGGUCAUAGCAUGACACCGUCUAUUUUAUCAGCUCAGCAACAUUCCAGGGCAAGGGUUGAUGAGGCAAGUCCUGGACAGGAAAUUCCUAAACAAAAUCUUACAGCCAGUGGGACGUCAGGCGUUGCUGAAAUUUCUAAUUCUCAGAAUCCGGCUCCUAGCAUUAGCAAAGAAGCACAUGUCGAUGCUCUAAAAGUAAAUACAAUUCCCUCCGGCUUAUCUAUCAGCGUGCUGCAAGAAAUUGGUCGAAGAUGUUGCUCUAAGGUUGAGUUCAAGCCAAUUCUAAGCACAAGUAAAGAUUUGCAGUUCUCUGUUGAGGUAUUGUUCACCGGUGAGAAGAUAGGUGUUGGAAUGGGCAAGACUAGAAAGGAUGCUCAACAGCAAGCUGCUGAAAGUGCUCUUCAUUUCUUGGCUGAGAAGUAUUUGGCUACGUGUUCUGGUUUGAUUGACCGGGAUGAUAAGCUUCCAGUGCAGAAUGAAAAUGGAUUUGUAUGGGAUGACAUUAACCUUCAAUCUGAUGAACUGUCAUCAGAUGAGAAGCUACAUAGAGAGAAUGUUUUUGAGGCUACAGAAUUAGGACCUCAAAGUAAUUUCCCAAUGAUCAUUAAUCAGUUGGCACCGAAGCUUGGGAACUCACCCAGGUUACAGCAUUCCUUAUCUGGUAAACAGUCGAAAGAAGAACCAGUACGAGCUUCACAAAGUUCAUCGUCUGCCCGUCAACACAGGAAUGGUCAUCCGAUAUUAUGAUCAAAAUUUCACCUGAGGGAUCAUGGCUUUCUUCAAUACACUGAUCUGGGCAGAAGAACUAAUAUUCAUGAUUGUGACAGAUUGUCUGAAUCAUCUAGGUUACAGCACUCGUUGGCUGGUACAGUCGAAAGAAGAAUUAGUACUAGCUCCUCAGAGUUAUUCAUCUGUCCGACAACACAGGAAUGGUCAGCCGAUAUUAUGAUCAAAAGCUCACCAGAAGGGAUUAUGAAAUGGAACAUAUCUUUGUUCGAUACACAGAUGAUGGGUUGCAGAACAAUGUUCAUGAUUGUGAUAGAGUAUCCCCUACUGAUGGUGAAUUUUCGCCAAUACACAUACAUGUUCCAUUUCCCAAUUUGUAAGAGGAAGUUUUGAGACGUAUAUAUUCAGUUUAGUUGACUAGUUGCAUAUUGA